Messenger RNA from Mixia osmundae IAM 14324, 3553 nucleotides. RefSeq lists its product as uncharacterized. The record is from RefSeq and is a predicted model, not a curated record. NCBI's taxonomy places the organism in Eukaryota, Fungi, Basidiomycota, Mixiomycetes, Mixiales, Mixiaceae. The transcript has 12 exons. The coding region runs from base 14 to 3283 and encodes 1089 amino acids.
CCCAGCUGCUGCGAUGAGUCUGAUCGAUUAUCUUGUGCUGCAAGUCGCUCUAGGGGGCUCACAGGGCACCAGCGAGUCGGCUCUUGGCGACUUUGCGAGAGUCUACUAUGAGAAACACACGACAGCUUGGUCAGAGGACUCCUCGAGCAAGGCAGCUGUUGACGAUGCACUCGUCAAGCUGCUUUGGCGACAGCUCUUGGCGUCUGACCGGCUUCGGCUGCUCGAGCACAGCACGAAUGAGCCUGACAAACCCAGACAAGAUCAGCUUGUGGCCACUGAGAACUCGCUAUGGGAAAGUCUGUGCCCGUGCAUCGCUCGCACCGAAGCAGCUGGAGGCAUCAACGAUGAUGCUUUCCACGUGCUCUUGAUCAUUGCUGCCGCACGAGACAAGGGCUGCACGCUGAAGGACAUCAUAGCAUCACAAGGAGACACUUCACAUCGUGCCCUGGGAUUGCUCAAGCAUCACGGCCUCAUACGCGAGACCACAGUGCGCCAUGAUGACGGCGCCAAAGUCAAUGUCUUUUCCCACUUCAGCAUACGCCUCAGCGAAGAGCGUGCGGCACCCGAGCCCCCGCCUGGCCAGCAGAUGGCAUUGAUCGCGGCUCGGACGCGCUAUAAUGCCCUGCCAAAUCACGCUUACGAGCCAAGCACAACCUACGCGGACCGCAUCAAAGCUGACAUCAUCGACUAUCUGUGCAAUUGUACUUCUCACAUCGCCACGAUCAAGGACGUCUUCAUCAACGUGCUCGAAUCGCGAGAGCUCAUCAAGUCCAAGGUCAGGCGACAGCUACUUAAGACUCUGCACGAGUUACGGCACAGUGGUCAGAUCACGAUUCGACGAGACGGCCGCGUGCCCAAUGCAGAGCACAUGGUAUCUUUGACAGAAGCGAGCAGAAGUCAGGUACCUGCUCUUACCUCAACAGCUACAGUGCCUCGUCAGAUCUUGCGCAAAGCGUCGGCAGCGCCGGCAGGUCUGCCAGAUCCUGCAGAACUCUCACGCAGUCUUGCCGGCUUGGACGAAGCUUUCAUCGCGCGACAGAUCAAGGCGUAUGGCUUCGAGCAGGCCUAUCCGGAUUCAUCGCGUGGCUUGCGAUCUGUACAGCUGCGCUCAACACAUGCAGACGGAUACCUCAACGGCCAGCAAGGCUCGCGGUCGCCUACGAUAGGCAUGCUCGUCGACGGCUCGGACGUGUCCGAUAACGGCAGGACGGCCAGAUUUGCUGCACUGCUAGAUGAUCGUUCGAUGCGUGACAGCGCAAGUGCGACGCCUGUGGAUCUGGACGAGCCAGAGAAGCCGAAAAGACGACGGAAGCGCAGAACAGAUGCUUCCCUCGAUGACACACCUCAACCGCCCAGGAAACGCAGAGCCAGAACGGCAGUCUAUGCAGCAGACGAAAUCCCUGUCCGUCUCACCAGGAAGCGUACUGCAGGCUUCUCAGCGCCGUCGCUACGCAUUGCUUCGUACUUUGAUGAUCGCGUAGCCGGACAAGAACUUAGGUUGCCACCUUCGCUUGCCAUAAGCCAGUCAGCUUUCAAUCCUGAAGACGAUGACGAAGAUGAAGAUGAGGACCGACCUUGGACCAUGAGCGAGGAUGAUCUCCUGUGCUGCCUCUACGUCGUCAUCGCUGCGGAGCUACACCGUGGAGACACGAUCGACUGGUCAGGCGUCGAGUAUAUCUUCCAGCGACCGAUCCGGUCUGCGGCUGAAAUAGACAAUCGGUUCAAAGAGCUCCGCCAAGAGCCUGAUCGAAAGCGGUUCAUGUCUAAUCUUCGCAAGGUCUGGUCAGCUUCGCCGUACCGUGAGCAUGCCGCAAUGCUCAAAUAUGACGGGCGCAUCGCUGCACUCGAAUCCUACGUCGAUCUUGCCGAGAUUUGGUGCAUGGACAGAGCAAUCAUGGCAACGGCAAGCGCAGCAGAAAGCAUCUAUGAUCGGCUGGAAAGGCAGGGCAAGCUGACAGUGCCACCAGAGUACCAGAACCGCGCAGAGCAAACAUGGGAUUUCUUCAGCAAAGAAAGCGCAAUGGUGUACAAGCUCAACGAUGCGGCCGCGCGAUGCUCUAGCUUUGGUAGCUUCGGACCGAUCGUAGAACACGCUCAUCCCGAUAUAACGGCGACUGUUAGCCUGGCGACAGCUCAAUUCAAGAUGCUCCUGAGUCAAAACGACAGCGGCGAUAUCGGCAAAGACUACGAAAAGCUCGUGAAGAAGAUCAGCAAUCACAAGCAGGCCAUAGCAGAGCUGCAGACACGAGCCAUCAUUGCGAAGACGCGCAGUAUCGAAGCGCAAUGGAGAGCGCCCAAGCUCACCGAAAAAUACAUGUCUGCAUUCGGCGGACCGAUGUCGACGUUACACUCGGCAGAAGCCCAAGCGCGACUGCAAGGACCGGCAGAAAUCAGCCCUUGGCCCAUCUUGGCAAGUGAUCAUGAUAUGGCCGCUCUGGUCUCGAAGAUCGCAAAUAACGAGGCCUCACUGGAGGUCAAUACGCAAGUGACGAUCGAGACGCGCGAUCAGCACGAUCAGGGUCUGCGCAAGUUUGACGAUGACGAAUACGAGAACGAGGUGAACGUGCGUUUCGUCCAAGGCGACAAUCUAGACACUGCCACGCUGCCAGUCGAGGAGGAGGAGGCGGGCUUUCCCCAUGUACCGGAAGAUCUCUUGCCUAGCGAAGACCACAGCUCGAGCUGCGUCGUCUACACAGGUAAUCAAGUACAGCCCUAUCUGGUGUAUGAUGCUACGCUCGAGCAAGAGCGACUCGAGCUGGCGAAGACGACAGCAGCCUCGCGAAGCGAACAGCUAGCUCAGCUCAAGCUUGAUCUCGUGCGCGCAGGCCCGGAUGGCUUGGCGCUAAGGCUUUGCAAUACAGACGAAGCCACUUUCGCGAAUACCAAACUGCUUCUCUCUACGCAACCGCCGCUUGCCUUUGUCGAAGGAGCCAGAGAACCUCGGCUGGUCUCUUGCAAGUAUCUACGCGAAUGGAGUCUCGCGCUUUCCAAAGACAGAAGUCAUACGUCUGCGCGAUACUUUCCUCGAACCUGGCUCAACGUCGACGGAACGGUCAACCAGAGCAAGCUGAACAAAUGGAAGCUCGUCGUGCGUAGCAGCAUCUUCAAUCUUCCGUUGGCUAGCGAGGCCGCACUGAGGACGAAUCUGCCGAGUAUGACGGGCCAGGAGCUACGGGAUGUGCUUGGCAUGCUCCUUGAGGCAGGUCAAGUGCGAUGCCGCUCCGGAAACAUGUAUUUGUCCGGCCUCGAUCGGCUGUUGCCCGUCCAUUGGGAGAUUGUGUAGACCUUUUUGCUUUGUAUUGUUGUACAACAGAUGUCACUCAGUCUAGCGUUGCUUCGUCGCUUGGGCCAUACGGCUUUGCUUUGAAGAAUUCUUCGUCGAAGUGAUGCACCCGGAUAUAGCCAUCUUCGCCGCCUAUGCUGUACCCUAGACCGUGGGGAUGUAUUGCGAUGGUGUUGCAGGGCCCGAAGCCACCCUUGACGCGAGAGAUUUCUUCUUCGAAGAUACGAUGCCAGAACCUGAUCUCGAAAUGACCCUGCCGCGCGCCGGUCG